AUGGCGCAUUCGAGUGAAAAAAAAUUGAAUCGUGUGCACUUCGAGGCUUCGAAGACCACCUGGAUAAGGUUAGACGACGGCGAGGACAUUCCGGCCAAAAUUAUGGUAGGAAAGUCGAAGACAUCAGAUGAUGAGCCUGUCACCGAUAGCCACGGAAACCUAUACGACAUCUUUUGCGGCACCGGUUCAAACUACUUGGCAAAGAAGACCCGGUUACCGGCGCCGCCUACUACUAUUCUUCUUUACGACAUCCACAACCCCUCCUCGAGAAACGAUCGCUGCCGCCCGUGCCAGAAGAAUGUGUCGCCCCUCAUGGGUGCGGAUUCCGCGGUGGACUCGAACGGGGUCUCCUCAGGGCCUUUCGGGAUCGCUGUUCAUUUCCAUGAAGCUGAGGAGGCGGUGGUGAAAUACCGGAUCGUCGAUUCGUCAAGCAUGAGUGGAAUCACCAACAGGCUGGUUCAUCUCCUUGGAAUGGCCAUUAACCACAACAAUGGUGCAUUCGAGAAACAUGACCCGACUGCCAAUCACGCCAGUACUAUUCUUCAGGACUACAUUGGCAACCCCUCAUCGAAAAGCGAUCGCUACCUGUGCCGGAAGGAUGUGCCGGCCCUGAUGAGCGCGGAUUCCAGCGGUGGAUUCGAACGUGGUCUCCGCAAGGCCUUCCGGGAUUGGUGUUCAUUAUCAUGAAGUCGAGGAGGUGGUGCUGAAACACCGGAUCGUCUAGCAUAAUCGAGAGGAAUUACAAUCAGGCCAGUUCACCUCCUCGGAAUUGCCAUUCAACCACAGCAAUGGCGCAUUCAGGGUAAAACGCAUUGAAGCAUCUGGUGAGCUGCAAUCGAUCCCUUGGCCGU
Messenger RNA from Tricharina praecox, 851 nucleotides. RefSeq lists its product as uncharacterized. The transcript has 5 exons. The record is from RefSeq and is a predicted model, not a curated record. Lineage: Eukaryota; Fungi; Ascomycota; Pezizomycetes; Pezizales; Pyronemataceae. Bases 1 to 687 code for a protein of 228 amino acids.